AUGACAAACGAAACUGUAGAUGCUGCUGAUCGCCUUAAGAUAGGCCCACGUGAAAAUGUUAACUAUCCCAUAGUCAUGAAAUACUGUGGGCACUGCAGCAUGCCUAUUGAGUAUUGCGAAUACUAUCCCGAGUACGACAAAUGCAAGGACUGGCUAGAGCGCCAUUUGCCCGAUGACUUUGAGCGGCUCAAAAUUGAGGAGGAGCAGGCAGCUGCCGAUGGCACAGAGGAUGACAAGAAACGUCAGAAGCGUGGCGGCAAGGGACUGCUACGUGUCAAGAAGAAGGAGGAUGUGCCCAAGAAAAUCUGUGUAUCUCGUGCUGCGCGUGGCAAAAAGAAGUCCGUCACUGUGGUAACUGGUCUAAGCACAUUUGAAAUUGAUCUGAAAGUUGCUGCCAAGUUUUUUGGAACCAAAUUCGCCUGCGGUUCUUCUGUCACCGGCGAUGAUGAGAUUGUCAUACAAGGCGAUGUCAAGGAUGAACUCUUUGAUGUCAUACCCGAGAAGUGGCCAGAAAUCGAUGAAGAUGUUAUUGAGGAUUUGGGCGAUCAGAAGCGUUAACCCAACCAGUCCAGCCAGUCAACAGCCAUGCUAAUGUACUGUACUUAUUUUAUACGCAAAAUACAUAAAAUAUUCAACUAAAA
This is a messenger RNA of Drosophila busckii, 641 nucleotides long. RefSeq names its product density-regulated protein homolog (gene DENR). Gene Ontology annotation, biological process: translation reinitiation; formation of translation preinitiation complex. NCBI's taxonomy places the organism in Eukaryota, Metazoa, Arthropoda, Insecta, Diptera, Drosophilidae. Gene Ontology annotation, molecular function: translation initiation factor activity; mRNA binding. The coding region runs from base 1 to 558 and encodes 185 amino acids. The record is from RefSeq and is a predicted model, not a curated record. The transcript is spliced from 3 exons.